Perca fluviatilis (European perch) is the source of this 4373-nucleotide messenger RNA. Its product is annotated as neuroligin-4, X-linked-like. The transcript has 8 exons. Gene Ontology annotation, molecular function: signaling receptor activity; neurexin family protein binding. Lineage: Eukaryota; Metazoa; Chordata; Actinopteri; Perciformes; Percidae. Bases 1 to 2625 code for a protein of 874 amino acids. Gene Ontology annotation, biological process: presynaptic membrane assembly; synaptic vesicle endocytosis; postsynaptic membrane assembly. Gene Ontology annotation, cellular component: cell surface; postsynaptic specialization membrane; synapse. The record is from RefSeq and is a predicted model, not a curated record.
AUGUCCGAGCCGAGGACCAGGAGAACUCCCUCUGCCUUGUCUUCUCUCCCAUCCUUCUUCUCCCCAUUUCUAUCCCUCCUCCUCUCCCUCUGCCUCUCCAUUUCCCUUGAUCCGGCCUCCUCAUCGGCACAGCAGACUGUGCCUGUCAUCUCCACGGCGCAUGGCCGCAUCCGUGGCAUCCUGACCCCACUGCCCUCUGACCUCCUGGGGCCAGUCAUCCAGUACCUGGGAGUACCAUAUGCAAGGCCCCCAACAGCGGACCGGCGCUUCCAGCCGCCCGAGCCUCCUUUGCCCUGGCCAGGAAUACGAAAUGUGACGCAGUUCGCUCCCGUGUGCCCGCAAUCGCUGGAUGAGAGGAGCAUGCUGGGAGAUAUGAUGCCUUCCUGGCUCACAGCUAACCUGGAUAUAGCGGCGACGUACCUCACUCACCAGAGUGAGGAUUGUCUCUACCUCAAUAUCUACGUGCCCACUGAGGAAGACAUCCAUGAGGAGGGGGGUCAGCGGCCAGUGAUGGUCUACGUCCACGGGGGCUCGUACACAGAAGGCACUGGCAACAUGAUGGAUGGCAGCGUGCUGGCAAGCUACGGAAACGUCAUUGUCAUAACCCUCAACUAUCGCCUAGGAGUACUGGGAUUUCUCAGUACAGGUGACCAGGCAGCAAAAGGGAACUACGGCUUGCUGGAUCAGAUCCAGGCUUUGCGCUGGGUGAAGGAGAACAUUGCAGCCUUCGGAGGAGACCCAAGCAGGGUCACUGUGUUUGGAUCCGGGGCUGGGGCCUCGUGUGUCAGCCUGCUCACCUUGUCUCACUACUCUGAGGACCUGUUCCAUAGAGCUAUCAUCCAGAGCGGUAGUGCUUUAGCCAGUUGGGCUGUCAACUACCAGCCCAGCAAGUACGCCCGUCAGCUUGGUGAGAGGGUGGGCUGCGGCAUCGAUGACAGCACUCAACUGGUCGCCUGCCUUCAGGGCCGGAGUUACCGCGAACUUGUGGAGCAGAGCAUAACGCCGGCCAAAUAUCACACAGCUUUUGCCCCGGUGAUUGAUGGUGAUGUUAUACCUGAUGACCCCCAGAUUCUGAUGGAGCAGGGAGAGUUUCUGAACUACGACGUGAUGCUGGGGGUUAAUCAGGGCGAGGGCGUGAAGUUUGUAGAGGGCAUUGUGGACUCAGAAGACGGUGUCACGGCUGAGGACUUUGACUUUGCAGUGUCAGACUUUGUGGAUAGUUUGUAUGGAUACCCAGAAGGCCGAGAUACAUUGAGAGAGAGCAUAAGGUUCAUGUACACGGACUGGGCGGACCGGGACAAUGCAGAAACUCGGCGGAAGACUCUGGUAGCGCUAUUCACAGACCACCAAUGGGUGGCGCCAGCAAUCGCCACAGCUGACCUCCACGCUCAGUAUGGAUCCCCCACAUACUUCUACUCCUUUUACCACCACUGCCAGAGUGACGCCACGCCGCCCUGGGCUGACUCUGCCCAUGGUGACGAGGUGCCCUACGUGUUCGGUGUGCCCAUGGUGGGACCCACUGAUUUGUUCAACUGUAACUUCUCCAAGAACGAUGUGAUGCUGAGCGCUGUUGUAAUGACUUACUGGACCAACUUUGCCAAGACUGGAGACCCAAACCAGCCGGUUCCUCAAGAUACCAAGUUCAUCCACACUAAACCUAACCGUUUUGAAGAAGUGGCCUGGUCUAAGUACACCCCUAAAGAGCAGCUGUACCUCCACAUUGGCCUGAAGCCGCGUGUCAGAGACCACUACCGUGCCACCAAAAUCUCCUUCUGGCUCCAGCUGGUCCCUCACUUGCAUCAUGUCAACGAGCUCCUCCAAUCAGUGUCCUCCUUCACCCAUAGUCCCUCUCCACAGGAUGACACUCCUUAUUCUUACACCAAGCGUCUAGCCAAAGGUUGGCCGCCUAGUAGUACACGUCACCCAGGUUCACAAGCAGGUACUCCACAGCCGCCAGAGUCUGCUUUAGGCCAAGGUGGAGGGGAAGACGGGGUCCGUGUCCCUAAUGAGGACUACUCAACUGAACUCUCAGUGACGAUUGCGGUGGGAGCGUCACUGUUAUUUCUUAACAUCCUUGCGUUCGCGGCCUUGCUGUACAAGAAAGACAAGAGGCGUCUGGAGCAUCGUCGGCCACGUCCACUUCCUCCCCCGAGACGAGACAUCACACCUGCAGAUGUUGCGGCCCACCUGCAGGGGGAGGGACUGAUGUCUUUACAGGUGAAACAGCUAGAGUGUGAUGCGGCAUCGGCAGACGAGAGGAACAACACUCACCACCAUCACACUCUGGAUACGCUGGACGCCCUGGACGGCAUGGACACCCAGGACAUCUACAGCACACUGGACACCGUGCGCCUUACCUGCCCGCCAGACUACACCCUCACCCUGCGCCGCUCGCCUGACGACGUCCCCCUCAUGACCUCUCUGACCCCAGGAUCACUGCCUGUGACUCCUGGAUCACACCCUGUUACCCCGGCAACGCCGAUGACCCCCAUGACGCCUGGAUCAGUGGUGGGGAUGAGGAUGGGCCAUCCGCACCAGGGAUACACACACCAUAGCCCAUAUAGUAAUACACACUUGCCACACACACACAUCUCCACGCACACACACUCCACCACGCGUGUAUAACCGCAGCAAGAUUCUUGCACACACAGGGACAUGAUUACAACACAAACAUACUAAAACACACACACACACACACACACACACACACACACACACACACACACACACACACACACACACACACACACACACACACACACACACACACACACACACACACACACACAGAGAACAAAGGACUUAAAUACCUCUACUAAUUACCCUGCAGGAUUGUUACAGAUGGAGUGACAGAAAGACAUUUUCAGUAACAGGAUGAAAAGACAGACAGCUGUGUGUUGCACGUUGGGGAAUUGAAGACAAACUGGAUCCCUGGAGGUGCAGUUCUAUGCAUCAUUCGCUCAUAACCUUGAACAAGAUGAGCCAAGACAUCCAACAAAUGUCUCCCUGCUUUGGAUAUUAAAACUUAUGCUUUUUCUACACCUGAGGAGGAAGAGGAGGAGCGCUGUGGCAAAAGGGUCAGUUAUGGAUCAGUUUACAUCUCCUACUGUACCUGUGCUGCACAGUGAAGCAGUGCUGAGACUGAGCAGAUGCAGAACUGAGCUAAGAAGUACUACACACACAGACUGCUGAUGUCAACUUGAACAACCUGUGAAAUGUGAAUGUAGCAUUUUUUUUUCAUUAAAAGAUCAAAGGUCCUAUCUGCCAAGGAUCAAACUAAGCUGAGGAGAAUAUAACAACAUUUCAGCAAAGAGAUGGAUGUAAAGACAGGCAGAGAGGAAGAGGGGAUUAAAAAAACAUCAUUAGCUGAAGGAAAAGCUGGUCAGAUGGUGUGAAAGAGAUUAAGAUUUUAUUGCGAGGGAUUUAACAGUUGUGAGAGCGAGAAAGACAAAGUGAGAUAGAGUGAUAUGGAAAACACAGGAAAGUGUGCCAAGAGAAAGAAAUUAGCUUCAGAAGAUGAAAGGGCCUCUGAAGUGUUGUCAGACUUACUGAAGAAUCACUUUAACCAGCUAUGUGUUAAACUCUUGUAAAUAGACUGAAAAGAUACAGAUUAUAUAAUAUGAUUUAUAGCAUUUACCUGCUCUUGCAUUCAAACAUGACUUAUUUAACCACAUUAUUGCUUUCAUUUCAUAUAUUACUAUAUUAUUGUAUAGGUGUCCUGAAGCAAGGCUGGUUGUCUUUCUAUCUCACCCACUGUAGUAUGUACACAGUACCUUUAUUUAAAGGAUAUAUUUGCUAUGCACAGUCAUUUCAAUAAUUCUUAACUGUGUAAACAUCUCGAUACCUGUAUAGUAGCUGAAGAAUAGGACAUUUUCACACCAUCCUGUCUAGUUGUUUGACCAUCGGAUGAUGAGCUAGUACUGUGUAGAUAAUGCAAAAUUGGUUUGAUGAUUGAGCACCAGCCAAAAACCAUGACCCUUAACCCUUUAAUCCUAAUCCCUUCCCGUUCUCCUUUCCCCCCUUGUUCCUAACAUUUCUCUUAAAGGCCUUACACUUAAUUGCUAAUAAACCCAACCUUGAUUAAUGUGUUUGCAGACAGACAGGUGGUGAUGAUUCAGGGGGUCCCACGUCAUAGCGUGUCCCAAAAAUACAAAUAAUGCUUUCUCGUAUUUGUCUGUACAUUUCACACCUUACCAGGGGCCCCAGUAUUUCUUGAAGCCAGCUUGAACUACCUAAUGCUGACUGAAACUAGCAAUGUUGCCUGGUUGACACCAGACCCACUCUCAGUUGUAACUGAGAGUGGGUCUGGGGAAUGUUCAUUCACAGCUCAUUUCCAAAGGGGGCGUCACCAACGGACGCCGCUCAAAUGCCUC